Molecule: messenger RNA, 2386 nt
Organism: Pectinophora gossypiella (pink bollworm)
Lineage: Eukaryota; Metazoa; Arthropoda; Insecta; Lepidoptera; Gelechiidae
Product: OTU domain-containing protein 7B-like
Exons: 10
Coding region: 185-1948 (587 amino acids)
Biological process (GO): protein K48-linked deubiquitination; protein K63-linked deubiquitination; protein deubiquitination involved in ubiquitin-dependent protein catabolic process
Cellular component (GO): nucleus; cytoplasm
Molecular function (GO): zinc ion binding; K63-linked polyubiquitin modification-dependent protein binding; cysteine-type deubiquitinase activity
Source: RefSeq, a predicted model, not a curated record
GGUUUUUCACAAGUGUUUCACGCAGUGCAGAGUGGACUAUUUGUAAAUAAAUAUUGGAAUAUUGUAAAUAUCGUAGUCUCUUGUAUUUUAGAGGCUUCAGUUGUGUUUUACAUUUUUGUGAAAGUGUUUUAUGGAUAAGGACAGUUUAUUGGUCAGGAUAUAAACCCUUUGAGGGUAAAUCAUUAUGGUGAUGGAAGCGAACCCGAUCGCUGGAAAGCAUACAGAUGAUAGAGUACACAGUGCGACACUAAGGCCGCGAGCCGGCGGUGACGUCAUCACACAGGAGAGGUCUGUCAGCAGUCUAGACCUCACCAUGCCCUACACAGCUCCUUCCAAUCUGGUCCUCACGCCUGCGCCGGAAUGUCGAAAGCUGUCGCGCGGCAUAUCGCGGGCGACUGACAACGAGGGGCUGGUGUGGGCACUGCGGAGCAACACGGACCCCGAACCCAACACCCUCAGCUCCGACCACAUACUGCUGCUGCCCGACAUAUCCGUCUAUCCGCCUGACUUCAGAACAUUCAUUGAGAAGGAUCUCCUAGAAACAGCAACACUGGUGACCUUAGAAUCAGCUGGUAUCCUCAACUGGUGGCGACACGGGCGAGUGCCGGGUGCUCCCAGGUUGCUACCACUAGCGACGUCUGGUGAUGGCAACUGUUUACCUCACGCCGCGUCUCUGGCCGCGUAUGGCUUCCAUGACAGGCUACUGGCGCUACGGACCAAGGUGCAGGCGUUGCUGUGCGGGGAAGGCGGCGAGACGCUUACAAACGCAGUGAAACGCCGCUGGCGUUGGUCAGAGAGCGUGUCCCUGCGCUCGGCGGGGCUGACCCCGUCCGAGGCGGAGUGGGAGCGCGACUGGCAGGACGCCGUGCGGGCCGCCUCGGCCGAGCCCCGCCCGCGGCCCGCGCCCUCCGCCGCGCCGCACUACGCCGGCCUGGAGCAGCUGCACGUGUUCGCGCUGGCGCACGUCAUGAGGAGACCUGUCAUCGUCUUCGCUGAUGUCGCUCUUAGGGACUUCCGCGGCGACCCGAUAGCGCCCAUCCCGUUCGGCGGCAUCUACCUGCCCCUAGAGCUGGAGCCUGAGGCGUGCAGCAAGGCGCCCAUCCUGCUGGCGUACGAUGCGGGGCACUUCUCAGCGCUGGUACCGUGCGAGCCACUACCCACUGACGGAGCCAGGGUGCCGCUUGAAGACCACACUGGGAACCCUAUGCCGAUCAGAUUCAACGUAGACCCCGGCGAAGACUUCCGUUGGGACAUAGAACCGGACCAGAAAACGAUCAACAACUUAUUACCAGACGAAUACCAACGUUCCGCUAUGCUAUCCGCCUAUUUAGACCUCGAACGGGUCGAAUGCAUAUCGAACAGCCAACCUCCUGAGGAACUGAGAAGAUCCUUAGACGCGUUAUCAACUAAGAGCUCUAAGCAGUUGAAUUCUGUAGCGAAGCAAUUCGGAAGUAUUGGUCGGUCGAUGAGUAGUAAACUGAAGAAGAAUUUUGGUUCGAUGGCGAAGUUGACGGGCAAGAGUAGCGGGAGCCAGAGUAACCCCGAGGAAGGGCUGGCGAGACGGCAGUCCACGUGUGAGGUGUUGUGUUGUAGGGUGCUCGCUGCGAGGGCGCCCGUACAGGAAGAGAUGGUCAAGAACUACUUAAAUGAGGCGUGGAUCGGUUACACAGCAGAGAAAAACCGCACGGAAACAUCGCCUAGCCAGCCCCGCUACGGCACCGGUCGCUCGCAGUUCUACGCGGAGGCCGACCGGGCCGCACACGAGGUCGCGAGGACUCUUACGUCCAAACCUGCCAGACCUGCACUCGACAGGACGCUCUACCUGUCCAAGUCCACGUUCUAUGACGAUCGUCCGCCGUCACCGAAGCCGUGCAGAGCCCCGCUUUGCAUGUACUACGGGAGCCCCGCCAACAACGACUACUGCUCCCGAUGCGCGAGGCUACAGUGAGUGCUUCCAGAGUUUAGUUUGUAAAGAUCUUAUUAUUCUGUGUUAAAUUAUGAAUCGUCACUUUCGACUAGUUUAUACCUCUUUAAUAUUAGCUAGAUCAGAAUGACAGCUGAACGAACAAUACAAUUUCUUGAUAUAUCAUAUCAAACAGUUUUACUGUCUCUUUUACACUUGACUGUAUUAUAUAUUUCUGUCCUGCUGUCGUUCUAAUCAAGCUAUUUUAGUGAGGUCUAAUACAGUGUGGUUCGAUACUCUAUAUAGAUACCGUCAAAUUGUAGGUAGUAUAUGAAGCUACUUGAAGGCUACAUCAUACAAAGGACGUAAGACAAGAAAUGUAAAUUGUUGACAGUAUAUCAAUUCUUGUAUUACUUUGCUUGUUUUUAGUAUUUAAAGCUUAUAAUAUAUAUUUUCAUGUCCGGCCAGAAAUGAAAACUUAUA